CAUUCACUGACUUGCGUUCGAUGUUACUUAAGAGGCCCACUCCUGAAACGAGAACGAAAGCUGACGGCCGAACACACGCACUCGUAAACACUCACACGACAAGAAACGUCAGCCCACGGAGGCAGAGGACAGGCGGCCCGUACCUUUUCCUUGUCCUGAUGAAGUAACACAUCUGGACCCGGCGCGGUGGAAGUGUUUGGAGCAGGAGACGAUUGCAAGGGCUGAGCGGGACUCGGGCGGUCGGGUAGAAAAAGCUGGUCGGGGCCCCGCCGCAGGCAUGCUCCGGCAGUCUCUGAGCAUCCUGAAGCAGCUCAGCUCGGCGCCAAAGUCGCAAGAUGCCACUGAACUUCUACACGAGGACCUGGUCAUGGUGGAGCAGCGGGUGGAACCGGCCAAAAAGGCGGCUCAGGUCCUCCACAAGAAGCUGCAGGGCUGCAUGCAGAGUCAGCCGGGCCUGGAGGCUGAAAGGCGAAUGAAAAAGCUCCCUCUGAUGCUGCUCUCAGUCAGCAUGGCAGAGAGCCUCAAAGACUUUGAUGCAGAGUCGUCUAUCAGGAGGGUCUUGGAGAUGUGCUGUUUCAUGGAGAAGAUGCUGGCCAACCUGCUGGCCGACUUUGAGAUGAAACUGGAGAGCGAAGUCCUGGAGCCGCUCCACAAGCUCAGCGAGGAUGAUUUGCCAGAGAUUCUCAAGAACAAGAAACAGUUUGCAAAGCUCACUACAGACUGGAACAACGCAAGAGUCAAGAGCCAGGCGAGUACUGGUCCCCAGGCAAAGCAGGAAGGGCUUCGGGAGGAAUUGGAAGAAGCUUGGAGGAAGUUGGAGAGCAUCAAGGACCAGUACUCUGCAGAUCUCUACCACUUUGCGACUAAAGAAGACGACUACGCUAACUACUUCAUUCGUCUUCUCGAACUGCAAGCGGAAUACCACAAAAAUUCCCAUGAGUUCCUGGACAGAAACAUUAACGAGCUCAAGGAGAAUCACAGCCAAAAAGGGCCAGCGCUGAGGCUCUCCUAUCAGAAGGUCUACGGGGAGCCCCUGCUGUCUCAUCUGUCUCAAAGCAACAGAGAGAUCGCUGCACCCAUCCAGGAGUGUAUCCACAUGCUGCUGAGAACAGGCAUGGGCGAGGAGGGUCUGUUUCGUCUGGCAGCGGCGGCCUCAGUGGUGAAGAGGCUGAAGACUUGUCUGGACCAAGGAAACGUGGACCACAGCGAGUUUACCAUGGACCCUCACGCUGUGGCCGGAGCCUUGAAGUGUUACCUUCGAGAACUGCCCGAGCCUCUAAUGACCUUUGAACUCUACAAUGACUGGUUCAAAGCAGCGGGAGAAAAAGACUUGACGGAGAAGCUGGAGCAGUUCAGACUGCUGCUGAAGAAGUUGCCACCUGAAAACUAUGACAACCUCAGGUACCUAGUCCAGUUCUUGUCUCUGUUGUCUGAGCAGCAAGCCGUGAACAAGAUGACGCCCAGUAACAUCGCCAUCGUCCUGGGGCCCAACCUGCUCAAGCCUCGGGCCGAAGGGGAAGCUGCUUUGUUUGACAUGGCGUCAGCUUCUUCGGUCCAGGUGGUCACGGUCAUGGAGCCUCUGAUUCAGUACAGCUCCAGCCUCUUCCCCGAAGCUGUAUCCUUUGAGAUCCCGGACCUACCUCAGGUCCUGGACGUGACCCUUCCUGCUCCUGUUGACCAGCUCUUGGACAAAGAAAAACUGAGUAGAACAGUCUCAUCUUCCUCAACAGCCUCCUCCUGCUCCUCUCAUCACCUCCCUCUCUCCAAGACAAACAGCACAGCCUCUCAGGACAGUGGCGGCUUCUUCCUGGUGAAAUCUGGCUCUGUGAGUCGCAGUGGCACCACCACGUGGGCCAGCCCUGCAGCUGAGCCACCAGCGCUGGCCCAUAAAAGCACAACAUCCGGCAGCUUAUCGUCCCUCACUCCCAGCCCUCGGCUGGCCUCCAAUACGUCUGCUGCCUGCAACUCAAUAGUGAACCAGAGCCCGUCCCAGCCUCCCAGAACCACAGGAUCAGCGCCAAACCCAGGUCAGACCAGGAGUCCCACCCAGAAGCAGUGCUCGGACCAAGGCCAGCUGGAGUCAAUUUCGGAGGCACCUCCAGAAUCGCCCAGAGCAUUCAUGAAGAUCACCUCCCCGUACAAACCAAAAAGAUCCUUUAUCCCAAACAAAGCAGGCGAGCAUGUGACGGUUCAGUUCGCCAAACCCAGUGCCCCGGGACCUCCCAAGCCCACAGGACCUCCCAAGCCCACGGCUCCUCCCAAGCUCACGGCUCCUCCAGCGCCCACCACAGCCCCGGCAGCCGCGGACACUGGGACCCCGCCAACGCCCGCACCCCGAGCUCAGACGGCCAACUUCAAAAAGCCUCCUCUGAAAAAGUCUGGACUCAAAGCGCCAAAGUGCCCUCCACCACUCCCUCCACCGUCACAGGCAAAAGAAGUUCCUUCUAUAGCACAGUGAGAAUGAGAAAAAAUAAUGAUGCGUGUGUCAGGAAGAAAUCAUUUGGAAUGUUUUUUCACAACCAAUACAAUGUAUUUAUUUGUCGGUUACCGAUGCCCAGGUCCUUGGCAACAACAAAAAUAGCCAAAGCAAAUAAAUGAAUCCACAUUGCCAAAAA
Molecule: messenger RNA, 2615 nt
Organism: Scophthalmus maximus (turbot)
Lineage: Eukaryota; Metazoa; Chordata; Actinopteri; Pleuronectiformes; Scophthalmidae
Gene: sh3bp1
Product: SH3-domain binding protein 1
Exons: 18
Coding region: 278-2458 (726 amino acids)
Biological process (GO): signal transduction; positive regulation of GTPase activity; regulation of Rac protein signal transduction
Cellular component (GO): cytoplasm; intracellular anatomical structure; cytosol
Molecular function (GO): protein binding; GTPase activator activity
Source: RefSeq, a predicted model, not a curated record